AAAGUCACUGCGUUCUCGAGCUUCAAGACAAGGGCAUGAUCAACAGGUACACGAUUCCCUCAACUACUGCUUGAAGCAACCGGAACCCUUGAUGUGCACAACUACCUAUGAAGGCUCCCUCCCUCGCUGUCACCCUCAUGCUGGUCCCAUCAGCAGGCCAACUUGACCCGUUCCGGCACCUACUCAUACCCCUCCACUUUCAAGUCCUCUAUUUCUGUAUCUUCUGCUGGAAUCUAUACAGGGGGUCAUACAUGUUCGACUUGUCUUCCGUGAACGCCAUCUCAUCUAUCCCCUGUGUCGCAUAUCAGUGCAGGAAGGCCUCACGUCGGGUCAUGACGGUGAAUUUUUCACUUACCAGCCGUGAAUCUUAUGGACAACAAUGGAAUUCCCCACGAACGUCGAAGCCAACAAUCCGCGCGGGGUGAUAUCGUGGUGAGUGAUCUGCGCCUUAUCUGGGAUCUAUUCGACGAAGUAGGCCUACUUCAUUCAGAUCUGCUCGAUCUCACCCUCAAACUGCUUCAUUAAUACCAUUCCCCGACUGCGAGAUAUUUACUAAUUUGCGAGCUCAAAGAAGAGGCCGCUGAAGACGCACGAGGUUCACGGCCAGUUUUGUGACGAUCGUAAGGAUUCGCAAGGGAUAAACCGGUUGUGCUAGGGAAUACUAGCAUUAUUACUUAUGGAUAUUGUUCAAGUCACGUCUGGUAAUGUGCCUGAAGGGUAUUUAGUGUAAAAAAGCUGUAUUACUAGCUAAAGUAGCUUAUACAAGAGAGUGAAAGGGCCACGAGGUACGAGAC
Messenger RNA from Fusarium oxysporum Fo47, 794 nucleotides. RefSeq lists its product as uncharacterized. The record is from RefSeq and is a predicted model, not a curated record. NCBI's taxonomy places the organism in Eukaryota, Fungi, Ascomycota, Sordariomycetes, Hypocreales, Nectriaceae. Bases 108 to 425 code for a protein of 105 amino acids. The transcript has a single exon.